Messenger RNA from Vanessa tameamea, 1370 nucleotides. RefSeq names its product GPI mannosyltransferase 1 (gene PIG-M). The coding region runs from base 1 to 1284 and encodes 427 amino acids. Gene Ontology annotation, biological process: GPI anchor biosynthetic process. The record is from RefSeq and is a predicted model, not a curated record. Gene Ontology annotation, cellular component: glycosylphosphatidylinositol-mannosyltransferase I complex; membrane. The transcript has a single exon. NCBI's taxonomy places the organism in Eukaryota, Metazoa, Arthropoda, Insecta, Lepidoptera, Nymphalidae. Gene Ontology annotation, molecular function: alpha-1,4-mannosyltransferase activity; GPI mannosyltransferase activity.
AUGGAUAAACUAAAUAAAUUUAUCAAUUGGGAUUUUCAAACUCAUUUAAGAAUAGGUGCAUUGAUUCGCUUCCUACUUGUUAUAUACAGUAGUUAUCACGACAGACACUUUGACGUUCCUUACACAGACGUAGAUUACAAAGUAUUUAUUGACGCCGCAAAACACGUUUACGAUGGAAACUCGCCAUAUAAAAGACACACAUACCGCUAUAGUCCGCUCAUAGCCUACAUUUUAUUGCCAGCUACUUUAAUAAGUAGAUGCGCUGGUAAAAAACUAUUUUGUAUUUUCGAUAUUCUUAUAGCGAUCGCUUUAAAGAAGUUAGUUGAACGUCAGUUACGACACAAAAACAAUGCUUCAACGAUCGCCACUUACUGUGCUUUAUUUUGGAUCUAUAAUCCAAUGAGUAUCGCUAUCUCCAGCAGAGGUAACGCCGAUUCUGUGCCGUGUCUAUUCGUAAUACUAUCAAUACUAUUCCUACAGACAGAUAUCGUUACAGGUCUCAUUAAAUAUGUACUGUCCGGUUUUUUCCUCGGCAUUUCGAUACAUUUACGCCUAUACCCAUUAGCAUUGAGCUUUCCAAUGUACUUGUCUCUGGGCGAUUAUAAAAUAAAUCGCAGUACUCCGAUCUUGGCGGGUUUAGCGUCAUUGAUGCCGAAUAAAAAGCAAAUCAUUUUAACGCUCACUUGUGUUGUCACGUUAUCACUAUUGACAUGGGCUAUGUACGCUAUGUACGGUUACGAGUUUUUAUUCGAAACGUACAUUUAUCAUUUGUUCAGGAAGGACACUAAGCACAACUUCUCGGUGCUCUUUUAUUAUUCAUAUUUAACAAUGGACCAUCUAUCUUUUGACGUAGUUAAGACCAUUUUGCAGAUUUUCGAGGCUAUUAUCUUGUUUGUUAUAAGCUUGGCCUUCGGAACUAAAGCAGAGACUCUACCGUUCGCCCUUUUUUGUCAGCUGGUCAUACUGGUGACGUACAACAGUGUAAUGACGUCACAGUAUUUUAUAUGGUUUUUAUCCCUCUUGCCGUUGGUUGUACAUAGUUUUAAAAUGAAGCCUGCCAAAGCUUUUUUAUUGUUUAUACUGUGGCUGUCUGCUCAAGGGGCUUGGUUGUUUUAUGCGUAUUUACUUGAGUUUAAGAGUAGAGAAGUUUUUAUAUUUAUUUGGCUAAAAAGCGUAGUAUUUUUCUGUUCAAAUAUAUUUAUUCUAGCGCAGUUAAUAAAAAGUUAUACACCCGACUAUGGUUUUGGCCAAAUAAAUGAAAAAAGUGAUGUCAAAAAUGAUUAAUUCAUAGACAGUGUUGUAAUGUAGAAAAUAGUUACAAAUUUAGUGUGUAGGUUGUAUUUAAAUGAAAUAAAUAAAUUCUAAUAAUU